This is a messenger RNA of Cladocopium goreaui, 1332 nucleotides long. The record is from the annotation of a GenBank genome assembly. Lineage: Eukaryota; Dinophyceae; Suessiales; Symbiodiniaceae.
AUGGCCAAGAGGUCACAGAAGCGAAGGGUUGAAUCUGCGCUUCCUGGCAGUAGAGCGGAGAAAGAGGACAAAGAGCGUCGUCGCUAUGCAUUGGAAUUGGGUACUAUCCUCGAAGAGGCUUGCUUACCUGUUUCUUUGCAGAUUGUGGAGCUGGAGAAGCCGGAGACAGCCUGGAUACGGAUUUGGGGCAGCCGUCGAUCAAAGACGCUGCGCAAUCGUUUCCGUGCUUGGUCCAGAUUUAGGGCAUGGAUGAUUGCGACCUACGGGUUGGUUUGGCCAAAGAACGUGACCCAGGUCAUAAACUUUGUGGAGGAGCUCAUUGACUUUGGCUGUCCCAUCUCUUUUCCUGGAGAAUUUGUGGCGGCGCUUACGCUGCUAGAACAGGUGGGCAAGGUGCUGGAGUCAAAUCGUAUUUCGAGCGAUCCACUGUUGGGUGAACAUCUGAAAAGCUGGAAGAUGACAUUAGUGAACAACAGACCGGCCAAGAGCUACUCCGGAUUCAUUCCGAAGGUGGUUGAGCCCCCGGAGCUUGCAAACUAUUUUCCAAUGGUGUUGUCCAGACUUCCAACGCCCAGAUUCCAUGACGGAAAGUGGAUCUCCAAUGAACAGCUCUGCCUGGUGCCGGAAACAACCAACUUGUUCUGGACAGGCCACAGUGCGAGGCAUUUUGCCACGCAGGCUGCUGCAGCAAUUGGGAUUGGCAAGGAACGUCGAGACUAUUUGGGACGUUGGGCCAUAGGCCGUGUGGGGAGCGAUGCGUAUCUGCACACGUCCCGGCAAGUCGUCGAGAAGGUCCAACAGGAGAUCCUGGCAUCACUUCAUGCAGAGGGGGGCUACAACGAAGACGAGCUCCUGGACGACUUCAAGGAGUUUGCAGAGAAGCAAGGCCUUGUGGGCUUUCGUGUACGGAGGAGGCACAAAGUGCUUCCGUUGAGCAAGUUGGAGCCUUGCUUGAUGUUGGCUGAGGAUUCAGAUGACAGCUUGGCAGAUGAGGAUGUGUGCCAGAGGCGAUUGGUGGCCGAGGGCCCGCCGGUGCUUGAGCCUCAGGUGGAUUCAUCUGGCAACAUCCCUCGAUACUAUAUCACCAUCUCUCGGAGGAAUGGCUUCCGAAGAUUGCACAUGUCGGGAGCAUGUCCCGUCCAGGCUUGGAAGUGCCAGGGGAUGGAAGAGGUGCAAGACAUCAAGCAGGCUGCCUUCGAUGCAGUCUGCCUCAACUGCAAGAGGAAGAUCCAGUCGCAAGAGAACGCAGAAGAGGCUGAUGAAGACAGCGAUUCUGUGGGCGAUUCUUCAUCCACUGAUUCAGACAUCCCGGAGAUGGAAGAUGCCAUCUAG